GUUUACUAAAAAGACCUUUGCCCUCUUUUUACCCUUUUCCUUCCCCUUCUUAUCUCCCCCACCCCUCUUGGCUUUUUUCUCUUUUCCUCCAAACAACAUCGCCUCUCCCAAACAACUCACAACUCUCCUGCCGCCGAUUCUCUCUCGCUCACUCGUUUGCUUUGCUUCUCCUCCGCCCCCUUCUCUAAUCCUCUACGGCUGAAGCAGGAAUCGAAUCGCAAUGAAAGGAGGAAAAUCCAAGGCUGAUGGCAAGAGUACUGAUGCCGCGCUAAAGCCGAGAGCGGCUGGAAGAUCGAAGAAGGCAGUCAAGGAUCCAAACAAGCCUAAGAGGCCUCCCAGUGCUUUCUUCGUCUUCAUGGAGGAGUUCAGGAAGGUGUUCAAGGAGAAGAAUCCUAACAACAAAUCUGUUGCUGCUGACAAGGCUACUUACAAGGCAAAAGCAGACAAAAGGAAGGCUGAAUAUGAGAAGACCAUGGAUGCUUACAACAAGAAACAGGCUGGAGGUCAUGGUGAUGAUGACUCUGACAAGUCCAAAUCUGAAGUAAAUGAUAACGAAGAUGAAAGUGGAGAGGUAAGGCCGAAUCCAACUGUUAGAUUUCUCAUUUUAGAUCUGUAACUGUUGGAAUUCGAUAUUCUAAAUCCUACUGCAAUGCCAUUGGUUUCCUUUCACAGGAGGAAGAUGAUGACGAGUAAGGUCCGGCUGUAGAAAGCUUUUGGAGGAUCAACUGGUACACUGCCAGUAUGAAGUGGAAGUUGCUUCUUCGUCUUCUCCUUGUUUAACUUCGAGAGUUAUAAUGUGACUGGGUAUUGGGUAAUGGAUAUUUCUAGUUUGCUGUUUAGAUUGUAGGGUUGUAGGAAACAUAUCUGUAAGGGGGCAGCCUUCCCCUCUCCUAUCCUAGUGCUCACAGUGCUCUUUUUUAUGUACUUAAAUGCGUAUCUUUGACCUGAUAUGAUGAGUAAGUUGUUGAACUACUUACUGAUCUCUUGUGUUGGUAUUGACCAUAUCCAGCCUCUUCUUUUCUGUCAAAUAUGUCACCUCCCUAUGAUGGUGGGGUGAAGUUUCUCGACAUUGUGGAAGUUUGUGAUUGCUGCUUUCACUGCCUGUUGGUUUUGUGUCAGUGUGACGUAUCAAUGUUUUUGUUUUUUUGCGGCGGCUGGCGAAGAAUCUGUGGCCUGUUAUCUAGAGGUCAAAUAUGUGUCUUGAACCUUUCGGAUUUUGGAGUAGAAUGGAAAUGUAUUGUACUGUCUUGAAUCA
This is a messenger RNA of Linum tenue, 1255 nucleotides long. Lineage: Eukaryota; Viridiplantae; Streptophyta; Magnoliopsida; Malpighiales; Linaceae. The record is from the annotation of a GenBank genome assembly.